Biomphalaria glabrata is the source of this 2356-nucleotide messenger RNA. RefSeq lists its product as uncharacterized. Lineage: Eukaryota; Metazoa; Mollusca; Gastropoda; Planorbidae. Gene Ontology annotation, cellular component: BLOC-1 complex. The record is from RefSeq and is a predicted model, not a curated record. The coding region runs from base 176 to 787 and encodes 203 amino acids. The transcript has 6 exons.
CACAUGACUUGUGUUUAUGUUUGACAAUUCUUGCAUACAGUCUACGUCUAACUCUAAGGAGAUCAUUAGUAGAGUCUAGACUAGAUCUAGAUCUUCAGCUUAAGUACUUAGCUUCUAGAUCUAGUCAAGGACAAAUAGAUAUAUGUUAUUUACAGUAUUUUGAUUUUAAUGUGUGAUGGACCGUUCAUACAAAACUGUCGUUCAAGGAGAAGCUUCUGAAUCAGAAGAUGAUGUUUCCGAUGAUGAACCAAAGGCUAUUGUUGUGGCUGGAGAAGCAUCUGAGUCAGAUGAAGAGGAAAUAGAUACCAGUUUGCAUCAGUACAAAAAGGAACUUCCUCCUUUAAAAGUCAUUGAACAUUCUGUGUCCUAUGAAUCUGUUGAUGAUGUCGCAGGUUUAUCUAUCAAGCAGUCUGGGAAACCAAAAUAUGAUACAAUAUUAAACAAGAGAUUAUGGGAGAGUAAUCUAUCCUUGUACAAUAAUCUAAAUGGACUUGUCAGUCAUACUUAUAUGUCUGCUGCUAAAGAUAUCAACAACUGUGGACAGAUGCUUACAAAAUCUCACGCUCAAAUCCAGGAUGUUUCCCAUCACAUGAGAUUAAUGACUAAUGAUUUAUUCAACUUGCAAGAUGCCAUUGACAUCAUAACAACGUGUACAAUUUUGCCAAACCUAAAAAUUCCUGACAAGACUCCGACAGCUAGUGCCAAGUCCGAGCCCAGUCCACAUUUGGAUAAUCCAGUGACCACAUCAUCAUCAUCAUUAACCUUAGCCCAAGAACCGCAACCAUAAUCGUUGUGGUGUUUGUUGAGAUUGUAUUUAAGUUUCCAACCCGUCUUUCAUUUAAGUGGAAAUAAAAAGAGGAAGAAUGAACAGCACCAUGUAUGCUACAUUCUAUUUGUUUUACAAAGUGUUCUAAUGAAACAAUUGUAUAAAUGUACAAGACUGUAAAGUCUUGGACAGUAAGAUUGCAAUGUUUGCAUCCGCCUGCUUGUUGAGAUUUUUUUUUUAGUAUAUUGUAUUGUUCAUUAACUUUACAAUAACUUUUAGUAUAUUGUAUUGUUCAUCAAUUAAUAUCUUAGUAUUUUCCAAUUCUUGUUGUGUAUUAAUGUAACAAUGUUGUAUGCAUGGUGUUGUUAUACAUCAGAUGGUUAUUGAAUUAUAUGUUGAUGUGAUGAUAUUUCUAUACAUUUGUUAUAAAAAUCUACUAUUUAGUUGUGAUAGAAUUACUUAUCUUGGACCCGUUUAUUGGAAAUAUAAAAUGUGUUAAUUUUGAAAGUUUUCAUUUUCUUGAAAGAUUUAUUCAUUUAAAUUUCAAGAACUUUCUCUGACCACCAUUUAGACAUGUUAAAAAUUGGUUUGCAAACAUUUGUUGGUUACAAGCUGUGAGGUAUGCGUUCUAUACUGUUAUUUGGUGGUAUUGAAAGUCCAGGGUUUAGAGCCCUGUCUGCUGCCUUUCCCUGUCCUGUGGGAAUAUUGGGCUAGGAUGUAAUUAUCUGAAGGAACAUCAGAAAUAUGUACAACAUUUUACUUUAAGGUGUCAGUAUAUUAUGAUUGAUUGAUUUAUAGGUUUCUAAUAUGCCCUGACUUCCUGCAGACGGGAUAGAAGCAGGCAGGGCUGGAACUGGGGCCAUAGUAACAACAGUCCAAAGUGCAUACUAUACAACCAGGCAGCAAGUGAGGUUUUUUACUAAGUCUAUUCCAUGAUUUUAACAAAAUUAAGAUACUUUCUUUACAUCUUUUAAAAAAUAUUAGACUUUACUAUGAUUACAAAUGGUCUUUUCCAUAAGUUCUUUAAGAUGUUUAUGACCAGUUUCAUUAGGGAAGGGAAUUGAAAUAUCAUUACAGUAAAAUAUCUAUUUCACUAAGGUCUUGCGAUCCCAGGCCAUCAUUAAUAAAAAUAUGGGCAGCCCUCGACAAACAAGGUAUAGCAAUUGAAAUAUAAUGAUGAAGAUGGUAUUAGCUUUAAAAGCAUUGAAACACACAUCUCUCAGUAGCACAUUUUUAGCCGACUCAUUUCAGAGAUACUGUAUCCUUUAAACAUAAGAUAAAAUGGCUGUCAGUACCCCUAAAGUAAAAUAUCUAAUGAGUGUCAUGUUGUGUAUCGAGGUUGCCACAAAUAUUGACAGAAAGUCUUUUUAGAAGCUUUGAGUUUCUACUUUUAAUUUUUAAGUUUGGGGAAACCUAUAAAUAGAAGAGAUUAGCUUAAACCAGGCUAAAAAAAUUUCAAGCUUCAUGUCAAGUCUACUUUUGUGAAUCUAGUAUAGAAUUUGAAACUGUAUUACUGCUUGAUAUAUAGUGUGUGUUCAAUCUUUUCAUUUUUACUUGAAGGAUUAAAUCAUUUUAUUUCACAAAGAGAAA